Messenger RNA from Penicillium waksmanii, 1815 nucleotides. RefSeq names its product flavin-containing monooxygenase. NCBI's taxonomy places the organism in Eukaryota, Fungi, Ascomycota, Eurotiomycetes, Eurotiales, Aspergillaceae. Bases 1 to 1815 code for a protein of 604 amino acids. Gene Ontology annotation, molecular function: flavin adenine dinucleotide binding; monooxygenase activity. The transcript has 3 exons. The record is from RefSeq and is a predicted model, not a curated record.
AUGACAACCACCACAACAAUCCCCUCCCACGAACGACCCGAGCCAGGCUCCCACAACAUCCCCCUAGGAAAAUUCCCCUCAACCAACACCACAACACCGACCGACCCCACCGCCAUCGCAGAAAGAAUAACAACAGCCCUAAACACAGCCCUCAAUACCAACCCCAACCCAGCCACUCUGCAAGCCCUCUUCCUAGAGAACAGCUACUGGCGCGACCACCUCGUCCUAUCAUGGGAUUUUCGCACCAUCCACGGAGCCCAAAAGAUCACCGAAUACGCCAACAAGGCUAAGGCUGGAUCUGGAUCUACUGGGCUAACAUUCGAAAUCGACACCUCCUCACCACUAAAAGCACCACACACCGGACCAAUCGAUGCCUUGGGCGAAGUUCACGGCAUUGAAUUCUUCAUCAAAGUUUCAUCCGCGAAUGGAGCUGGUCAUGGCGUGAUUCGGCUUGCGGAGGAGGAAGGUAGUGGCGAAUGGAAGAUUUUCACGAUUUUCACGUCCUUGAUUGAGAUCUCGGGUAAAGGGGAGGCGAAGGGUCGAUCGGAGGGUGUUAAGCAUGGCGAGUUGAAGGGGAGGAAGAAUUGGGCUGAUCGAAGGGUUGAGGAGAGCGAGUAUCUUUCUUCGAAUCCGGCUGUUCUUGUUGUUGGAGCCGGCCAAGCCGGUCUAACAAUAACCGCCCGACUAAAAAUGCUCGGCAUCGACACCCUAGUCAUCGAUCGCGAGGACUCGAUCGGCGACAGUUGGCGUAACAGAUACCACCAACUCGUCCUACACGACCCAGUCUGGUUCGACCACAUGCCAUACCUACCCUUCCCACCGCACUGGCCGAUUUUCACGCCGAAGGAUAAACUGGCCGAGUUCUUUGAGUCGUACGUUAAGCUUUUGGAACUUAAUGUCUGGACGCGCGCUGAGGUGAAGUCUUCCUCCUGGGACGAGGGGAAGAAAUUAUGGACUGUUAUUGUUGAGCGCAGGAAGGGUGAUGGCUCGGUUGAGAGUCGGACUUUGCACCCGGGACAUGUUGUUCAAGCGACGGGGCACUCUGGGGAGAAGAAUUUGCCUGUUUUUAAGGGCGCUGAUGGGUUUAAGGGGGAUCGGAUUUGUCAUAGUUCUGACUGGCCUGGUGCGCGGGAUGGAGCGGUGGGAAAGAAGGCUAUUGUUGUGGGCGCUUGUAAUAGUGCGCAUGAUAUUGUUCAAGAUUACUGCGAGAAGGGGUAUGAUGUUACGAUGGUUCAGCGGAGUUCUACGUGUGUUGUUUCGUCUGAUUCGAUUGUGAAUAUUGGGUUGAAGGGUCUUUAUGAAGAAGGUGGGCCACCGACUGAAGACGCGGAUCUUUAUCUGUGGAGUAUUCCCCCUCCGCUAUUCAAAUUGCAACAGACCAAGGUUACGCAAGCGAUGAAUGCGAAUGAUGCGAAGACUAUCGAGGGUCUUGAGAAAGCUGGGUUCAAGGUUGACCGGGGUCCCAUGGAUGCGGGGUUAUUGGUGAAGUAUCUCCAGCGUGGCGGGGGGGAGAUCAGCGAGGUGUUGCCUAAUGGGCUUCGGUUUGGGGAUGGGUCGGAGUUGCAGGCUGAUGAGAUUGUUUUUGCCACUGGGUAUCAGAAUAUGCGUACGCAGGCGAGGGCGAUCUUUGGCGAUGAGGUCGCUGAUCGGGUCGGUGAUGUUUGGGGCUGGGAUGAGGAGGGUGAGAUGCGCACUAUUUGGCGGGGUACUGGCCACCCGGGAUUUUGGUUUAUGGGAGGUAACCUUGCGCUGUGUCGGUACUAUUCCCGACUGCUGGCGUUGCAGAUCCAGGCAACAAUCGAGGGAUUGAAUUAA